Molecule: messenger RNA, 3654 nt
Organism: Plasmodium malariae
Lineage: Eukaryota; Apicomplexa; Aconoidasida; Haemosporida; Plasmodiidae
Gene: ATP6
Product: calcium-transporting ATPase, putative
Exons: 4
Coding region: 1-3654 (1217 amino acids)
Biological process (GO): intracellular calcium ion homeostasis; calcium ion transmembrane transport
Cellular component (GO): membrane
Molecular function (GO): P-type calcium transporter activity; ATP binding; ATP hydrolysis activity
Source: RefSeq, a predicted model, not a curated record
AUGGAGAGCAUCGUAAAGUACGCGCAUGUGCAUCAUGUGGAGGAGGUGCUAAGGUCAUUGGACGUGGACGAGAACGUUGGUUUGACAAAAGAUAAACUGGAAAAGAGAAGAAGAGCAUAUGGAUUAAACGAGUUGGAAGUAGAAAAGAAAAAGGGUAUUUUAGAGCUCAUAUUAAAUCAGUUUGACGAUUUAUUAGUAAAAAUAUUAUUACUAGCAGCAUUUAUAAGUUUUGCUUUAACAAUAUUAGAUAUGCAAAAUAAGGAAGUGGCAUUAUCUGAUUUUAUAGAACCGUUGGUUAUAGUAAUGAUAUUAAUUUUAAAUGCAGCAGUAGGUGUAUGGCAAGAAUGUAAUGCUGAAAAGUCGUUAGAAGCAUUGAAACAAUUACAACCAACUAAAGCAAAAGUAUUAAGAGAUGGGAAAUGGAAAAUAAUAGAUAGCAAAUAUUUAACCAUAGGAGAUAUAAUAGAAUUAAAUGUAGGAAAUAAAACACCAGCUGAUGCUAGAAUUAUUAAAAUAUUUUCAACAAGUAUUAAAGUGGAACAGAGUAUGUUGACUGGGGAAUCUUGUUCAGUAGACAAAUAUGCGGAUAUAUUAGAUUUUAAUUUAAAAAAUUGUGAGAUUCAAUUAAAAAAAAAUAUAUUAUUUUCAUCUACAUCCAUAGUUGCAGGUAGAUGUUUAGCUGUAGUUAUAAAUAUAGGUAUGAACACAGAAAUUGGAAAUAUACAGCAUGCAGUCAUUGAGUCCAAAAAUGAAGAUACAGAUACACCAUUACAAAUAAAAAUAGAUUCAUUUGGAAGACAGUUAUCAAAAAUUAUAUUUGUUAUAUGUAUUACUGUAUGGAUAAUAAAUUUCAAGCAUUUUUCUGAUCCUGUUCAUGGAUCUUUUCUCUAUGGAUGUUUAUAUUAUUUUAAAAUUAGUGUAGCUUUAGCUGUUGCUGCAAUACCUGAAGGAUUACCAGCAGUUAUCACCACAUGUCUAGCCUUAGGUACAAGGAGGUUAGUAAAGAAAAAUGCUAUUGUAAGGAAAUUACAAAGUGUAGAAACACUGGGUUGUACUACAGUAAUAUGCUCAGAUAAAACUGGUACACUAACAACGAAUCAAAUGACAGCUACUGUAUUUCAUUUAUUUAGAGAAACCAAUGUAUUAAAGGAAUUCCAGCUAUGCCAAAAGGGGGAUAACUUUUUUUUCUAUGAAACAAAUACAAAUGAAGGCAUCGAGGAGGAGUCCUUUUUUAAAAAAUUGAAAAAAAAAAGUACAGGUGUGGAAGCGGAAGAUCAAGAAGAGGAGGAAACGGAAGACGAAAUGGAAACAGAGAAAAUGGGGGGAGAAGAGCAGGGCGAGGGGAAUUUCUAUGGACGCAAUAAGUACACGAAUAGUAGUGGUUAUAAUAGUGGUAAACAUAGUGGAGGUACUGAUGGAUAUGAUAAGGGAAAUGCGGUUGGAAAUACUAGUAGGAAUAGACAAGGGAAAAACACAGAGGAUGAAGCAAGCGAUUAUCCUCUUACCGAAAUGAGCAGUAAUGUGAACACGAUCAUAAGUCGAGGAAGUAAGAUAUUCGAAGAUAAAAUAAGUAAGUACUGUUAUUCGGAAUAUGACUACAACUUUUACAUGUGUCUAGUAAACUGUAAUGAGGCAAAUAUCUUUUGCAAUCAUCAAAAUGAAAUUGUAAAAAAAUUUGGGGAUAGCACUGAGUUAGCCCUACUCUACUUUGUUCAUAACUUUGAUAUAUUACCCAACAACUUAAGGAAUAAUAAGAUGCCGGCCGAGUAUGAGAAGCCCAGCAAUAACAACAACAGCGCAACGGGUAAAAAGAGUGACAACUUCAGUAGCAGAAGAAGUACAUGGUCAUACGCAGAUAGUGAAAACUGUAAUAGUAAUUCGAUCUCUAAUAAUUUUGAGAAUAGUAAAUAUAAUUGCAAUAAUAAGAGAGAUGACAAGUCUGUUCCGAGUGAAUGCAUAGCUGCUUGGAGGAACGAAUGUCAAUUAGUGAAAAUUAUAGAAUUUACACGAGAAAGAAAAUUAAUGAGUGUAAUUGUUGAAAAUAAUAAAAAUGAAUUAAUACUUUAUUGUAAAGGAGCUCCAGAAAAUAUUAUAAAAAAUUGUAAAUCUUAUCUAACGAAAAAUGACUUUCGUACAUUAACAGAAGAAUUAAAAGAAGAUAUUCAUAACAGAAUUAAGAAUAUGGGGAAAAGGGCACUUAGAACUCUAAGUUUUGCUUUUAAAAAAUUAAAAAAAAAUGAUUUAAAUAUAACAAAUGUAGAGGAUUAUUAUAAAUUAGAACAAGAUCUAACGUAUUUAGGUGGCCUGGGUAUUAUAGAUCCACCCAGGAAAUACGUUGGACGAGCUAUUAAUUUAUGCCAUCUUGCUGGCAUAAGGGUGUUUAUGAUUACAGGGGAUAACAUAGAUACAGCGAGGGCCAUAGGGAGGGAAAUAAACAUACUCAGCAGAGGGGAUAAUAAUGGUAGCAACAGAAAUGACCUAGAUACUAGCCGCAAUGCUUACCGCAUGACUAACAGUAAUGUUGCCGAUGAUGAAUCGAGCGAGUGUUGCUAUAAUGGUAGGGAUUUUGAAGACCUGCCACUUGAGAAACAAAAAAGUAUAUUAAAAAAUAAACAAAAAAUAAUAUUCUGUCGAACAGAACCAAAACAUAAAAAGCAGAUUGUCAAAAUUUUGAAGGAUCUAGGAGAAACUGUAGCUAUGACAGGAGAUGGGGUUAAUGAUGCCCCAGCUUUAAAAUCAGCAGAUAUAGGUAUAGCUAUGGGAAUUAAUGGGACAGAAGUAGCUAAAGAGGCUUCAGAUAUUGUACUAGCUGAUGAUAACUUUAAUACAAUCGUAGAGGCAAUCAAAGAAGGUAGAUGUAUUUACAAUAAUAUGAAAGCUUUUAUACGUUAUCUUAUUAGUAGUAACAUAGGUGAAGUUGCCUCCAUUUUUAUAACUGCACUUUUGGGAAUACCUGACAGUUUAGCGCCUGUCCAGCUCCUCUGGGUUAACCUGGUCACAGACGGUCUACCCGCUACAGCACUGGGAUUUAACCCCCCGGAACAUGACGUAAUGAAAUGUAAACCAAGGCAUAAAAACGAUAACUUGAUUAAUGGAUUAACCUUACUAAGAUACAUAAUUAUUGGAACAUAUGUAGGAAUGGCCACUGUGUCUAUAUUUGUUUACUGGUAUAUAUUUUACCCAGAUUCGGAUAAUCAUACGUUAAUAAAUUUUUAUGAACUUUCUCAUUAUAAUCAAUGUAAAGCUUGGCCUAAUUUUAAAGUCAACAGAAUUUAUGGCAUGUCCGAAGAUGCUUGUUCGUACUUUUCGUCAGGAAAAGUUAAGGCGAGCACGUUGUCACUAUCCGUCCUUGUGUUAAUAGAAAUGUUUAAUGCUUUAAAUGCAUUGAGUGAAUAUAACUCCUUAUUUAAUAUCCCACCAUGGAGAAACAUGUAUUUGGUACUAGCUAUCAUCGGAUCCUUACUGUUACAUUUUCUAAUUAUUUAUAUUCCCCCCUUAGCAAGUAUUUUUGGUGUUGUUGCCUUAACUGCGUAUGAUUGGUUCCUAGUAUUUUUAUGGUCUUUUCCUGUUAUCAUUAUUGAUGAAGUUAUUAAAUUUUAUGCAAAGAGACAAUUAGAUAAAGAGAUAUCAUUGAGCAAGUUGAAAAUUGACUAA